GCUUCCCUCUCAACCCUAGCUCUGUUCUCCUUUCCCAGCCCAUCCCGCGCCGCCGCGUCCACACUCUGCAACAUGCUAGAGCUUCAGCGGCCUUGGUUCCUGCCCAUCCCGCACCGGCGCGUCACCGGCCGCCGGCGUCGCGCCCGCGCCGUCAUCGCCUUCAGCUCCCAGUGGAAGAUCCCUGUUCCUCGUAGAUGCGGUGCGGGAGCGGGUACGGUCGUGGAUGUCCUUGGCGUGGGGCGCGGUCUCCGACGCGGCGCACGCGGCGCGGGAGAGGGAUAGGCACAAGGAGGAGCCCGAGGGUGGGAAGAAGAAGCAGCGGCAGGAGGUGGUCUUUGAGGAUCAGGCGCUCGUUGUGGUGCUGGAGGUCACCGUGGAGACACAGGUGCCCCAGGGUUGGCUCUCGUUCGACGCCGUCGUCUCCAUCGAGCAGUUCGCCAGCGAGGUUCAUUGGGAAAUCACUAGAGGUAGCCCUAUCAGAUCCUGCCGUGCUGGGAUCCACCGAGGGCCUCUACUUCGUGGAGCGACACAUAGAUCCAGCAACAAGGAUAUGUGAGAGCAGCAGCAGUUGGAACAGAUGACGAAGUCUGGUCCUAUUUUAAUUCAUGGGAGAAGAAGCUUCAGCGUGCUCCUCUCUUGAAACAAAGUUAAACUUCUGUCCGUUUGUAUGGCAGGUUCUUUUAUGCAUCAAGUGUCUGUGCUGCUGUGCCUACAUCUACUUUGAAUUUAAGCAGUUGGAAACUGAUUGGCAGCUGGAAACUGUACUUAGAGGAGCCAAAUACUGAUAGCGAGGAUUUGAUAAUUGCCAUAUAAUGCAGAUUCUUGAAUUGUAAGACUGGUGAUUUAGAGAUAAUAUUAUGUGAUGUAUGGGCUGAUUUCUGUGAUGUAUGAGUUGUAUUGGUUGAAUUCUGUGAUGUAUGGGUUGUAUUGCCUAAAUUUAGUGAGCUGGAAAAAUAGAUGGACUGAAAUUGUAGUGCUGAAAAAUUGAAUGGGCUGCAAUUAAUAAAAUGGAUAUGGGCAAGAAAAAAGAAAAAA
This is a messenger RNA of Sorghum bicolor (sorghum), 1035 nucleotides long. RefSeq lists its product as uncharacterized. Bases 224 to 556 code for a protein of 110 amino acids. Lineage: Eukaryota; Viridiplantae; Streptophyta; Magnoliopsida; Poales; Poaceae. The transcript has 4 exons. The record is from RefSeq and is a predicted model, not a curated record.